Messenger RNA from Pistacia vera, 3238 nucleotides. RefSeq names its product rab3 GTPase-activating protein catalytic subunit. Bases 161 to 3196 code for a protein of 1011 amino acids. Gene Ontology annotation, biological process: positive regulation of GTPase activity. Gene Ontology annotation, molecular function: GTPase activator activity. The record is from RefSeq and is a predicted model, not a curated record. Lineage: Eukaryota; Viridiplantae; Streptophyta; Magnoliopsida; Sapindales; Anacardiaceae. The transcript has 22 exons.
AACAGAUCUUCAUAUCAGUCUCUGAUCUCUGAAACUUCAUCAACAAGGUCAGACUCGCACCAUUUCUUGGCGCGGGAUAGUAAUUUUUCAAAUGCAUUAAUCUAACUUCCACUUUUGAAUUCUAGUUUUUAGUUUUUAAAUUUAGCUGUUCAUCAUUUUCAUGGCAUCCACGAGCAAGGUUAAUUCUAAAGAAGACGAUGAAGUUGAAGAGGAGGAGUUGGAACGGUUUGAUGAUUUCACACUUGCUUCCUCAUGGGAGAGGUUCAUAUCUGAAAUAGAAGCAAUUUGUCGGCAGUGGUUGGCUGAUGGACCAAAGAAUUUACUGGAAAAGGGAGCAGUUCCGUUGGCUUCUUCAAAGAGCAUAUAUAAGAUUAAAUCUGACUUGAAGUACUUUAUGAAAAACUACUGCAUGGAGUACUAUUUCGAGAUUAACAAUAAUGGUACUCAAAGUGCAGGCAAAGUCCCAAAUUGGGAUUCGACUUUGCAUGAUUUGCAGUUGUGUUUUGGAGUAAAGGAAUUUUUGGUGAUUGCUCCUCAAAGUGCCAGUGGUGUGGUGCUUGAUGCACCAGAGGCUAGCAAGCUUUUAAGUGCAAUUGCAAUAGCUUUGUCAAAUUGUUCCAGUUUGUGGCCAGUGUUUGUUCCAGUGCAUGAUCCUUCUCGAAAUGCAUAUAUUGGAAUCCAAAAUAUGGGAACAGUUUUUACUAGGAGGUUUGAGGCAGAUCGUAUAUAUAGCCAGGUUCCAGUGAGACUCAUGCAUUUGGAAGGCUUGUACGAGUUGUUUGUUUCCAAGUUUGCCUACGCCACAUUGGACUUCUCAAUGCAUCUUUUCAAAGUUCGGUUUACAAUGAAGCUAACUUACCAAACACUUCCCUAUGAUGAUGAUGAUAUAAGAGGAGCUGAUGCUGAAAAUGCAGAAUCUGAUGAUUAUCCUGGUGAGAUCAGCAACCGAAAACAGUGGGAUGAUGAUUGUCCUUGGAGUGAAUGGUAUUCUGCGGAAGACCCGAUAAAAGGAUUUGGUUUGAUUGCCUUAUGGUCAGAGAAGAUGGUUGAAAGCUCACUGGAAAUGGCUGAAUUGGAAAAUGCUUCACCUCAUGAGGCUGAGAAGUGGAUUUUAUUCCCAACUAUAUACGAAAGUUCAAAAGGAAAUAGCAUUGGUUUCGCUUCACAAUUGGGCCUUUUGAUUGAUGCAUUGAAUAUGUCUUUUGAGGCUCAAUUUAUGGAGGAUUUUGUCUCAGCUGAAAAUCCUGGUUCUGAUAAUUUGAAGUCCUCAAUGGUUAUACCCUCACCAACAGUUGUUGAUCGUGUGCUUAAAGAACUCUUUCAUGAGGGAUCAAAACUACCAGAUUAUGCUAAAGGGAAGCAUAAGAGUUCUCGAUUUAUUAAAGGCGCGCCCUUUGAAUCUCUUUUUGCACAGUUUUGUUUACACUCCUUGUGGUUUGGCAACUGCAACAUACGAGCUAUUGCCAUGCUCUGGAUAGAAUUUGUUCGAGAAAUUCGUUGGUGUUGGGAAGAGUCACAACCAUUGCCCAAAAUGCCAGCCAAUGGUUCAAUUGACUUAUCAACUUGUUUGAUUAACCAGAAACUACAAAUGCUUGCCAUUUGCAUUGACAAGAAGCGUGAACUGAAUGAAGACUUUCAAGAUUGUUUUGGAAGCGAAGAGCAAUCUGUUGGUGAUAUUGAGGAAGAUGGUCAAGUUGUGGAGGGUUCAACCAAUUUGCAACAAGCCAAUGAAAACUUAGACCAGAAACGUGACAGUCAGUCGACAGAAGAGGGUUUGCAUGGAUCUGGUACAACUACACCAAGGUCUAAUACAAAGGCUGAAGAUGUGAUGUCUACUGAAAAAAAGCCUGAAGAUGUGAUGUCUACUGAAAAAAAGCCUGAAGAUGUGAUAUCUACUGAAAAGAAGCCUGAAGAUGUGAUGUCUACUGAAAAGAAGCCUGAAGAUGUGAUGUCUACUGAAAAAAAGCUUGAAGAUGUGAUAUCUACUGAAAAGAAGCCUGAAGAUGUGAUGUCUACUGAAAAAAAGCCUUCAGAUAGUAUUAGGAGGGGCUCAGCUGGUGUUGUGGGGUCUAUGAUGCUUCUGAAGUCAUACCGAAACAUGCAUGCCCCUUUCACACAGGAUGCACCACUUAUGACGGAAGACAUGCAUGAAGAACGUCUGCGUGCUGUUGAAGCCUUAGGUGAUUCAUUUGACUUUUCUGCUCAGUUGGAGAGAGAUAUUUUAUCAUCAGAUAUGUCAGCAUUUAAAGCAGCAAACCCAGAUGCUGUUUUUGAAGAUUUUAUCAGGUGGCAUUCCCCUGGAGAUUGGGUCAACGAUGAAAGUGAAGGAAAUGGCGCAUCCGGAGUUCUUACAACAGAGGGUUCACAGGAUAAUUGGCCUCCUCGAGGACUACUUUCACAGCGAAUGUCUGAGCAUGGGAACUUGUGGCGAAAAAUUUGGAAUGAUGCCCCCACUUUGCCUGCUUCUGAGCAGAAGCCACUCUUGGAUCCAAAUCGGGAAGGAGAAAAGAUCCUUCAUUACCUUGAAACGUUGCAACCCCAUCAGCUGCUUGAACAAAUGGUUUGCACUGCCUUCAGAGCAUCAGCUGACGCACUAAAUCAGACUCAUUUUGGAGCUUUGAAGCAGAUGACAAUGAAAAUAGAGCAACUCUAUGUUACUAUGGCAUCUGCACUGAAGCCUUUGCAAGUGAAUAAUUUAUCUGGUGACAGCGAGACUAUAGAAGACCUAAGACGGCUUUGUGUUUUCUUUGAGCACAUUGAGAAGCUGUUAAUUCUUGCAGCUUCUCUUCAUCGUAAGUUCUUGCAUGCACCGCGCCUCACUGAAGCAAUUUUUAAUGACUACUACAACUUUUACCUUCCAAAAAUGGGAAUGAGCUCAAAGGAAGUCGAUGUUCAAACGGAUUUUGAAAUGAAGCUGCCAGUGAGGAACCACGAGAGAGAGGUUAUAUCGAAUAUGUUCACACCGCCCACUGCUAAUCAAUCAUGGAGAAAAGUUUUGAGCAUGGGUAAUCUUCUGAACGGGCAUGAACCGGUCCUCAGGGAAAUUAUAUUUUCCAUGAACGAUCACGCGAACAACAGUCAUUAUGCGGCCAACACUCCAGGGGUUUAUCAACAAGAAAUAGAAACAUAUCGAAUGUAUACAUGUGGAACCUCAAAUGAUCUUCGUGUUGCUCUUUCUGUUACCUCAUGUGAUUGAUUGAAUCUCUUCCAAAUCAUGUACAUUAUUCAUUUAAUUAUU